Messenger RNA from Vitrella brassicaformis, 1342 nucleotides. The record is from the annotation of a GenBank genome assembly. NCBI's taxonomy places the organism in Eukaryota, Vitrellaceae.
CUCGCGAUGAGCGACCGAAGAUCGGAGAUGAGCGACAACACCACCUACGAAGAGCUGGCCAAUAAUGAGGAGUUCGAGCCGGCGGCGGACGACGAGCAGGCAAUGGAAUACGGAAUCACACUCUCACGGAAAAGGGCAGCUGACGCAGGGGGAUUUUGUGUUGUGUUUGUAGAUCGGGAAGCUCGUCUUCAUCAAAUUUGGCAAGAGGAGGUACCACGGCGUCAUCUGCUGCCGCGAGAUGGUGGAGACUGAGCAACAUGACGACACCACAGGUGAGCAAAGCCAGAUCAUUCAGACAGGUGGGUUGUCUCACGUUGCCUCUCUGCUUCUCUGCUUCCAGGCGGUCCCUUGAAAGAAGCCGAGUACACCGUCAUCUACACAGACAAGACGACAGACGUCGUGACAGAGCAAAUGGUCCGUCGCCACAUCGUCGAGCCAUCCUCCCUGCUGCCCAAGACACUCGCCACCCUCCAGGGGUACCUCAAGCACGCAAGGGAGCUGCUGCAUCUCCCCCCGCUGCCCGAGCAGCCUGCCCCAUCCACUGCCGCAAGCGCUCGGGUCGAGCCACAGCCUGCCGCCGCCGCCGCUGCUGCUGCUGCUGCUGGUGCCGCUGGUGCUCGGGAGGGUGAGCAGAAAGGCCAAGAGACGAUGGACGAGGAGAUGGCGCAUGAGGAUGAGCCAGGAGCCCACGAGGAAGAAGAGGCGGGUGGUCAGGAGCAGCAGGAGGAGAUCCCUCCACCGCCUGCAGUCGAGGGCGACCAGGUGUCGCAGACGGGCAACAUGGAGCAGCAGUCGACCCCCUCAUUUUUCAGCCGUAUGAUGUCGCUCAUCCAGCAGCCCUUCUCUUCCCUCUUCGCCGCAGCACCGGCCAGCAGCGAUCGCAAGCGCAAGAGAGACGAGGAGGUGGAGGCUGGCGGGCGGGAUGAGCGGCGCGGCGGUCGACGGCGGCUGGAGUGAGUGAUGCAUGUGAUCGAUGCGUGUGUGUGGUGGUCGAUGACCACAUGGUGUCGCUCUACGUGGUGUGGUUGUUGCUAAGGGGCGGGUGGCUGGGGGAUAUGUGGAGUGGGAAGGAAGCAACGCCUUAAGAUUGCUAGGCCGUGGCCGUUUCAAGGCAUGGUACGGGCCUCUCAUUUUUUCAGCUCUCAUCAGGCAGGCUGCUUGGUCGCUGUGGUGUUGGGAUUAUUAAGUCGAAUUUUCUCGUCUUACUUUGCCCUUACAUGCGCCUGUGCCUUGGAGGGCCUGGUGGGGCUGAUGUGCUGAUGCGGUGUUGGUGUGUGUUUUUGUUGAUUUGUGUGCUGUGUGCUUGGACAGCUGACUCAAAGGCGAUGAAUCAGAUUGAUAA